Molecule: messenger RNA, 1755 nt
Organism: Funneliformis geosporum
Lineage: Eukaryota; Fungi; Glomeromycota; Glomeromycetes; Glomerales; Glomeraceae
Source: the annotation of a GenBank genome assembly
AUGCGUGAAGUAGCUAACUAUUGCAUUAUAGACGCACUACGUUGCCAGGAGCUUUUGGUAAAGCUAAGUCAAAUAAAUGAUUACAGAGAGGUCGCUUCCAUAGCUCACGUUUCUUUGUUCGACUCACACUAUCGCGCAAAUGGAAUGAAGGUACGAAACCUUCUGGGCACUUAUGCUUUUAAACGAGAUAUGGUAUUUAGCACAAGAGUAUGCGAAAAUAUAGAAAAAGGGAAAUAUCCCGGCGCAUACGUAUUUCCGCCUAAAAAGGGGAUUGAAACGAGAAGACCUGUAACGGGAUUGGACUUUGCCUCAUUAUAUCCCAGUCUCAUCAUGGCUUACAAUCUCUCUCCAGAUAAAAUAAUACUAACACAUGGAGAGGCUGAUAUUGCGGAAAAAAAUGGAAACAUUUUACAUAAGAUUGAGUUUCCAUUUAAUAACCGUACCAUUCAAGCUUGGAGUGUAAGACAUGAUAAUCAAUUCGAAAAGAAGGGCUUAUAUCCUGUUGUAUUAGAGGAUUUAUUCAACAAGAGAGUAGAGCUUAAAGCACAUCUUGCCACACUAGGAAAGAAAAAGCUACAACUUGGGAAGAUAAUAAGUUCAGCUAAAAAAAGAGGCAAAAGGAUUCCGGGGAGCUUAAGUUCGGAAUAUUCAUCCGUAUGCUUCGAUUAUGAUUAUUUUGAUUCGAAGCAAAGAGCUCUGAAGGUAUACAUGAACACUUUUUAUGGGGAAGCAGGAAACUCAAAAUCUCCAAUCUUUCUUCGUGAAUUAGCCGGAGGAACUACUUCAGCGGGAAAAUAUAACCUUAAUUUUGUCGCAGAAUUCGUAACAAAGAAAGGGUUUGGGAUAAAAUAUGGUGAUACCGAUUCUUUAUAUCUCACCUGCCCGGAUAAGUAUUAUGAAAAAUGUGAUGAAGCCUUCUCCAGGAAAGAUCUUUCUAAAGAAGCGUACUGGACCGAAAUGGUCGAAAUUACUAUGAUUGUGAUGAAAAAGUUGCGCGAUCAAGUAAAUGCUUAUCUUAGGAUAAAAAAUGGCACAUCUUAUCUUAAGAUGGCAUAUGAAGAGGUAUUAUUUCCCGUCUGCUUCACCGGCAAGAAAAAAUAUUUCGGUAUACCACAUGAAGAUGUGGUCAAUUUUAGGCCGGAUAAUCUCUUUAUGAGAGGAAUUGAUACUGUGAAGCAAGGGAAUUCUGAGCUCUUCAGGUUUAUCGGAGAAAAGAUUAUGUGGGAGGCUAUGGGUAUCAAUAACACACGUUCAAUUCAUAAAAUUGUCGAAGACAUUCUCCGAGAUGCUAGAUUUAAGCGGUGGGAUUUUAACCAGUUUGUUGCAAUGUCUAAAUGGAAGGCUAAAGGAGGCCUCGCAUGCAAUAAAAUCUUUAUGGAACGGAUGAGAGAAAGAAUAGCAAGCGGGGAAAAAAAUAUAAAGAUCCCUGACUCUGGCGAGCACUUUAGCUAUGUUGUAGUGAACGAUGGUCCCCGCUAUAAAGAAGAUGGCACGAAAUCAACAAGGAAGGGCGAUUAUAUGGAGUUCGCAAAUAUUGCGGAAGAGUUUAAUAUGGAGAUAGAUAUCAGCUACUAUUUAGAACAAACGGUAGGAAUGUGCGCACGUUUUAUUAACGAAGAUGAUAGUUAUCAACCGCCCCCAUCGGAUAAAAUAAUGCAGAUUAAAGAUUCGGAUAAAAGAGAAAAGGAGAUCGAUGAUUAUUCCCAGAGAAAGGCAAAAAACUGGCUUAAAAGAUAUAUAAAAGGUUUGCAAUAA